AUGGACUACCCCGAUAGCGCGGCAUGUCGUCGGCGUAGUGCUGAACAGGCCAAGACCCUUCUGGAGAGGCAGUUGAGGCGGCCAGGGGCCCUCAAGGGGGAAAGUUUGGCAAUUGAAAGUCCAUUGUUCACUGACUGGAGUUUGCUGGCUGACCUUGAGGGCCUGGCCCUGCCGAGGGUCGCCAGGGACGAUAGAGCUAUUGAGAAGGCGGACCUUGUCUGUGUGAGGCUGAGGGCCGAUGCUCGAGGGGUUCCAUCAGCGUUAGCACAUCUAUAUGCUACUACGGAAGAGGACGAGGGUAAGUAG
Molecule: messenger RNA, 306 nt
Organism: Perkinsus marinus ATCC 50983
Lineage: Eukaryota; Perkinsozoa; Perkinsida; Perkinsidae
Exons: 1
Coding region: 1-306 (101 amino acids)
Source: RefSeq, a predicted model, not a curated record